AGACUUCUGGUCCGUGCAGGCUUCCGUAGUCCUCAUAGUGGAAGAAUGGCUGGCUGGAUGUGGCUCCGCUGUAUUUUAGGGCCUCAUUUGCAACGAAUUCACCGUUCAACAGACCCGUCUAGACCUGAAGGCAGGGCCGGAAGGAGGCAGGGAUGGAACUACCAACCCAGGAGUCUGGAGAAACACUCUGACAGCGUCCUCGGUUGGGCUUCAGCGCUGUGGUCUCUGUCCUACUACAGCUCUCCUCUUCUCCUCUGCUAUCUGUACAGGAAAGGUUACAUCUGCAGCAGCAAGCUGGUUCCAGUGAGUCAGUAUUUGGGAACAGUGCUGGUGUGUCUCCUCGGAUUGGCCUGUCUUAGAGGGUGGGGGAGAUGGAAAAGCUCUGAGUAUCUUCAGUUUAUCUCUAUUCUUGAAGAAACCAAGAUUAGUCACACACCAACAAACAAGAAAAAACUGAGGUGCUACGACUUUGACUUCUCGUACUGGCCUUCGGAUUUCAGCUGGACAGAAGUCAGCAACCCAAAACUCUCCAAGGCUGGUGUUUCUCUGCUAAAGCCAGAGCCCAGAUUAAGAGGAACAGCAGACAGUGUCCUCAACUCUGUGCGCACUCUCCCGUGUCACAUCAUCAGUUUUCUCAUCGUCCACUCAUUUGGGAGGAGGAUGCUGUACCCUGGCUCUGUAGGUUUACUGCAGAAAGCCAUGAGGCCCAUGCUUCUGCAAGGCCAGGCUAGGUUAAUAGAAGAGUUUGACGGCCAGCGGAACAAGCUGGUGGCCUGCGAUGGCAAUGAGAUCGACACAAUGUUUGUGGACCGGAGGAGAGGGGGGGGGCAGACUGGUCAGACGCUGGUCAUCUGCUGUGAGGGGAACGCAGGCUUCUAUGAGGUUGGCUGCAUGAACACUCCCCUGGAGGGUGGCUACUCUGUACUGGGCUGGAACCACCCUGGCUUUGGAGGCAGCACGGGAGUGCCGUUCCCCCAGAACGAGGCGAACGCCAUGGAUGUCGUGAUCCAGUAUGCGAUACACAAACUGGGCUUCCAGUUCACUGACAUUGUGGUCUAUGCCUGGUCCAUAGGAGGGUUCACAGCCAGUUGGGCAGUGAUGUCAUACCCAGAGAUCCAAUCAAUAGUGUUGGAUGCCUCCUUCGAUGACCUCCUGCCUCUGGCCCUCAAAGUCAUGCCCAACAGCUGGAGACCUUUGGUGCAACACACCGUCAGGCAGUACAUAAACCUCAACAACGCCGAGCAGCUUCUCAAAUAUCAGGGACCAGUCCUGCUGAUCAGGAGAACCAGAGAUGAGAUCAUCACCACAACGGGGCCAGAGGACGUCAUGUCUAACAGAGGCAACAACCUCCUGCUCAAACUGCUACAGUUCAGGUAUCCAAAAAUAAUGACAGAUGAAGGAGUUCGAGUUGUCAGAGAAUGGCUGGGAUCCUCUAACCCCUUAGAAGAAGCAGCUGUGUACAGUGGCUAUGAGGUGGACGAUGACUGGUGUGUGUCUGUGCUGCAGUCGUAUCAGGCAGAAAGAGAUGUCUUGUUUCCAUGGAGUGUUGGUGAGGAUAUGACUCUGGAGGGACGGCGUCAACUGGCUCUUUUCUUGGCGCGGAAGUACAUGCGAAACUUUGAAACAACACACUGCACUCCUCUCCCCGCCUCCGAGUUCCACUCACCCUGGAGACUGUGAGGACGGACGGACGAGAUGAGACGAGACGGAGGAUUUGGAUGGCCUGUGGUCAAGAGCGCGUUCCUGGCAUGGUGUGAAUGUAUUACUGUGAUUUUGUUGCGAGGCAGUUCUGUUGCCAUGUAUAGUGUUGCUGUGGUGGCAUCUGGAAAGAUCUGGUUUACUACCACCAGCCCCCCCCCGCCCCCGCUCCUCCAGCCACAAACCUGUUGAAUAACGGUCUUUUCUUUUGAGGUUAGUUUUUAUUCAGACUUUCUCCGUGUUUGUCUCUUAAAAAAAAAAAAGGCAUUUUCUGUAAAUGCACAAUCCAUCUCUCUCCUUCCCUCUUUGGCUGUAUUUGCAAAGAAGCAAUUAUAAGUAGAAAUGCAUUGCUACAAUAUAAAAUAAUCUUAAAAGUAGAAGAUUUAAUCUUUUUAUAAAUGCAGCCAAACGUGUAAAAGCUUUUCAGGUUUCUUUCUGUGGACACUAUCUUCAUGAACAAAGCUGUACCCUAAAAUGACGCUCUUACAUGUUCUAUUAAAUAUGCUGAAUAAAAUGUUUGACAUAA
Molecule: messenger RNA, 2224 nt
Organism: Cottoperca gobio
Lineage: Eukaryota; Metazoa; Chordata; Actinopteri; Perciformes; Bovichtidae
Gene: abhd16a
Product: abhydrolase domain containing 16A, phospholipase
Biological process (GO): monoacylglycerol catabolic process; phosphatidylserine catabolic process
Cellular component (GO): endomembrane system
Molecular function (GO): glycerophospholipase activity; monoacylglycerol lipase activity
Source: RefSeq, a predicted model, not a curated record